AUGAUACCUGAAACCUUCACAAACUUGCACCGACUCCAUAAUACACUCACCAGGACUCUGAAUCGUAGUGGAGGUACUUUCAAGUGGAAAGGCCAUUGGUUUGCCAACAUGGAUAUGCUUAUCACCACAGACCCAUUAGACAUUCACCAUGUUUUGAGCAAGAACUUUUCUAAUUAUCCAAAAGGCCAAAAAUACCGUAAACUGUUUGACAUUUUUGGAGAUGGAAUCAUUAAUCUCGACGGACAUCUAUGGGAAAUUCACCGCAAAACCAUCAUGUCGCUCUUUAGGCAACCCAACUUUCAAAGUGUUUUUGAAGCAGUUGUCUGGAAUAAGGUGGAAAGUGGGCUUUUGCCAGUAUUAGAGUCUAUAUCCAAAACAGGCAUGGAAAUCGACUUGCAGGAAAUAUUUCAAAGGUUCACUUUUGACACUAUAUGCAAGGUGCUCUUAGACUAUGACCCUCAAAGCUUGUCUCUAAAUUUUCCUUACAUUCCGUGUGAGAAAGCCUGGGUAGAUAUUACAGACGGCAUGUUGUACAGGCAUCUUAUACCCCCAAUCUUUUGGAAAGUACAACGAUUACUGAGGAUGGGGAAUGAGAAGAAGUUGAGUGACGCAUACAAUGCAGUUUAUCACUUCGUAGACAAGUGCUUAGCUAGAAUACAACACGAGUCCAUUAACAUGGAAAGCGAACAUGUGCAUGAAAGUUUUGGAUUAGUGACAUCCCUGGUAACAGAAUUCAAAAGCCAAAGCGGCAAUUUUGGAUAUCCUCCCAAAAACUUUGUAAGGGAUACCAUAGUGACCCUCUUGGGUGCAGGGAGAGAUACAACUAGCACAACUCUCUCAUGGUUUUUCUAUCUCGUUGCAAAAAAUCCAAUCGUAGAGGACAAGAUCCGAGAGGAGAUUCAGACGUUUCUGGAGAUGAAAGUAGAUGAUCAGAAGAACUGGAAUUCCAAAGAGCCAGAAAUCCUUCCAAGUGGCCACCACGUUAGUCAAAACACCAGGAUUAUUCUAUAUUACUAUGGCAUGGGAAGGAUGGAAAAGAUAUGGGGUAAGGAUUGUACGGAAUUCAAGCCUGAAAGAUGGAUUUCAGAGAAAGGAGGUAUCAAACAUGAGCCAUCUUCCAAGUUCGUGGCAUUUAGUGGUGGGCCGAGGACUUGCUUAGGUAAGGACAUGAGUUUCACUCAACUAAAGAUAGUGGCAUCUACAAUCAUUUAUCAUUAUCACAUUGAGCUGGUAGAAGGUCACCCGGUUAUUCCUAGCGCUUCCAUGGUACUUAUGAUGAAGCAUGGCCUAAAGGUGAGGUUAACCAAAAUAAGUAUUUGA
Molecule: messenger RNA, 1320 nt
Organism: Lactuca virosa
Lineage: Eukaryota; Viridiplantae; Streptophyta; Magnoliopsida; Asterales; Asteraceae
Source: the annotation of a GenBank genome assembly